CCUUCCGGCGGCUCUGGGCUGCUGCUCUGCGCUCGGCUGCGGGCGGGCUCCCGCCUGUGCCCUGCCCGUGAGGCUGGCGGCAGCCUGAGGGAGGAUCGCGCCGGGCUGCGCUCGGGGGGCGCGGCGGGCGGGAGGGGGUCCUGAGCCUUGCGGCGGCUCUGGGCUGCUGCUCUGCGCUCGGCUGCGGGCGGGCUCCCGCCUGUGCCCUGCCCGUGAGGCUGGCGGCAGCCUGAGGGAGGAUCGCGCCGGGCUGCGCUCGGGGGCGCGGAGGCUCGCGGGUGGGCGUCCUUCGGCGGCGUCGCCUUGCGCGGGCUCCGAGCGGUGUCCCGUGAGCACUGUGAGGUGCUGGGGCAAGGCGGUGCCGGUGUGGGCAGAGUCUAGGCGGAGGCCCGUGGCUUGUGGGGCUCAUGAGGGAUCCAUAUUGGGUCCAGUCCCCUUCAGCAUCUUCGUCAGUGGCUUGGGCGAAGCGGCAUGGUAGACCCUCAGCGAGUUCGGUGACGAUACCAAGCUGGAAAGGGUGGUUGACACCAUCAGGCCCUGCUGCCGUUCAGUGAGACCUGCACAGGCUGGAGCAUUGGGUGGGAAGAACCUAACCAGGUUCAUCAAGGGCAAGUGUAUGAUCCUGUGCCUGGGGAAGAGUAAUGCAGCUUGAGGAUGCCCUGUUGGAGAGUAGCUCUGGGGAAAAGGAGCUGGGAGAGUUGAUGGACAUCAGGUUGACCAUGGCCUGGCAGUGCGUCCUCAUGGACAAGAAGGCCAAUGACAUCUUGGGGUACCUUAAGAAGAGUGUGAUCAGCAGGUUUAGGAAAGUUCUUUGCCUCUUUGCUCUGCUCUGCUGAGGCCUUAUCUGGAAUACUGGGUCCAGUUCUGGGCUUUCCAGUUCAAGAGAGACAAGUAACUAUGGGAGAGAGUGCAGUGGAGAGCCACUAUGAUGCUGACGGAUUGGAAAGGCUGAGGUUGCUGGGACUGUUUAGGAGUCUGAAGGAUGAUCUCAGUAAUGAUCAAUAUCUGAAGGGUGAGUGUCAGGAGGAUGAUGCCAGACUCUUCCCUAUGGUGUCCGAUGACAGGACAAGGGGCAGCAAAUGCAAUCACAGAAUGUUAGGGGUUGGAAGGGAUGUCAAAAGAUCAUCCAGUCCAAAACCCCUGCCAAAGCAGGGCUGCUUAUACCAGAUCACGCAGGAAUGCAUCUAAAUGGGUCUUGAGUAUCUCCAGAGAGGGAGACUCCACAACCCCCCUCUGCAGCCUGCUCCAGUGUCCUGUCACUUUCGUAGUGAAGAAGUUUUUCCUCAUGUCUACAUGGAACUUCCUCUGCCUCAUCUUCCACCUACUGCCCCUUGUCCUGUCAUUUGGCAUCACCAAGAAGAACCUGGCUCCAGCCUUUUGGCACUCGCCCUUUACGUGUUUAUAAACAUUAAUGAGAUCACCCUGUAGCCUUCUCUUCUCCAAGCUAAAGAGCCCCAGCUCCUUCAGCCUUUCCUCAUAAGGAAGGUGUUCCACUCCUUUAAUCCACUUUGUGGCUCUGUGCUGGACUCUCAAGCAGUUCUAUGUCUGUCUUGAGCUGAGGGGCCCAGAACUGAACAUGAUAUUCCAGAUGUGACAUCACCAGGGCAGAGUAGAUGGGGAGGAGAAUACACUCUGCAAUAGCAUUGACCCUCCUGGCCAUAAAAGUGCAUUGCUGGCUCACAGUCAACCUUCUAACCAUUAGGACUCCCAGGUCCUUUUCCCCUUAAGGACAAUGGGAACACAGGAGAUUUCACGUAAAUAAAAAGGAAAAAUUCUUCACUGCAAGGGUGGCAGAGCACUGGAACAGGCUGCCAAGGGAAGUUGUGGAGUCUUCUCUAGCUCUAACAGGGAUUUUGGACUAGAUGUCUUUAGAGGUUCCUUCUAGCCCCUACCAUUCUUUGAUUCUGUGAUGUCCACUGGAUCUGUUCUUGCUUUGUGUGGCUCCUUUGCAGGGCUGAGGCUGGAGAGUUGCAGUCUUCUGCUGGGGCUGGUGAGUGCCACAUUCAGCCCUCAUACAGGAGUGAAAAGCAUGCCCUCAUUGGUUGUUGUUAAUUUUUACAGGGAGGUGUUGCAGUGGAUGGCCUCUCCGGUCCAAAGUUGGUUUGUUUAGUGUGUCUACAUGUUCCUAGUGAGAGCUGAAGGGGCUGACCAUGAAAGCAACAAACUGUUGUCAGGGGACUUCCAUUUGUACAGCAAUUCAAUGUGAAAUAUCUUUUCUGUUUUAAUUGAUUGGUUUUGUCCACAAUUUAGGAGGUAGCAGAGAAUGUCCUUCCGGGGAAGAGGAGGUGGAGGAGGAAGAGGAGGUGGCUUCAAUCGUGGAGGAGGUGGUGACAGAGGUGGCUUUAAUCGUGGAGGACGAGGUGGUUUUGGACGGGGAGGCGGACGAGGAGGCUUCAACAGAGGCGGAUAUGACCAGGGGCCUCCCGAAAGAGUAGUUUUGUUGGGAGAGUUCUUGCACCCAUGUGAAGAUGACAUUGUUUGUAAGUGUAAAACAGAAGAAAACAAGGUGCCUUAUUUCAAUGCCCCGGUGUACUUGGAUAACAAGGAACAGAUUGGCAAAGUGGAUGAGAUCUUCGGGCAGCUGAGAGAUUUUUAUUUUUCAGUGAAACUGUCUGACAACAUGAAAGCUUCUUCAUUUAAAAAAAUGCAAAAGUUCUACAUUGACCCAGCAAAGCUGCUGCCCCUUCAGAGAUUUUUGCCAAGGCCACCUGGAGAAAAAGGUGCUCCCCGAGGAGGUGGUAGAGGAGGACGUGGUGGUGGCCGUGGAGGAGGAAGAGGUGGUGGGAGAGGAGGGUUUGGAGGAGGAAGAGGUGGAGGAAGAGGAGGCGGCUUCAGAGGAGGAAGAGGAGGCGGCUUCAGAGGAGGAAGAGGAGGUGGAGGAGGCUUUCGGGGAAGAGGACAUUAAAAACAGACUGUUUCUCAGCUGGUUUGCCAUCUCAUCUGCAGAAGCGAAGAAUAAUGACAGUUUUUUAUAAAGGACCCUUACAAAGUUCUUGUUGUGAAGAGCUUGAAGCUGUAAGAUGACAGUUUGUGUUUACACUCAGUGACUGUUGAUCAACACGUGAGGAAUGGACAACCUCAGGUGAAGAACUAAGACUGCCCAGAACUUUUUAAACUAAGCCAGGAUUAAUCUUAAACUGUUUGUUUUGGACAAGGGGCAUAGUCAAUGCUUGACUCCAGCUGGAGUCUGGAGUAAACAAUGAAUUGAAAUGUUUUCACUAUGAA
Pogoniulus pusillus (Red-fronted tinkerbird) is the source of this 3225-nucleotide messenger RNA. It is a transcript of the gene GAR1, whose product is annotated as GAR1 ribonucleoprotein. The transcript has 6 exons. Gene Ontology annotation, cellular component: box H/ACA snoRNP complex. Bases 2264 to 2905 code for a protein of 213 amino acids. Gene Ontology annotation, biological process: snoRNA guided rRNA pseudouridine synthesis; ribosome biogenesis. The record is from RefSeq and is a predicted model, not a curated record. Gene Ontology annotation, molecular function: box H/ACA snoRNA binding. NCBI's taxonomy places the organism in Eukaryota, Metazoa, Chordata, Aves, Piciformes, Lybiidae.